AUGAGCUUUGGCUUCAGUAUCGGGGAUUUCCUCGGUAUCAUCAAGGAUAUCCAUCAUAUUCGAAGGGUUUUCAAUGGUGCGCCCGCUCAGUUCAAAUUUCUCAACGAUGAAGUGAGGAGGCUCUCCAUCAUCAUACAGGACGUUGAAACGUACAUACCAAACGCAGCACAGAAAGACAAGCUCGAACAAAUCGCAAAUGAGUGCAAAGAAUUAAUCCAAGACAUCUGGACGGUGAUUGGCAAGUACAGAGAAAUAGGCCAGAGUUCCAGCAUCAAACAUGCCUGGAAACGCCUAAAAUUGGACCCAGAAGACGUUCGAGAGCUUCGGGAUCGAGUCUGCAGUCUCGUUGAGUCCCUCACUGCUAUCAAUGUGCGCAUCACUCAGGAUCAAGUCCAGGAGCUUGUCAACUAUAAGAAUGAGGAACAGCAUCAGAAAUACCUCGACUGGCUGUCAUCAGAGAGCUUCACGGCUGAUCGUGGCAAGCCAAUUUACCAGACAGGGACUGGGAGGUGGUUCAUUGAGUCGCCCGAAUUUCAGACUUGGAUCCAGAAUCCGGGGCAAACGUUGUUCUGUCCUGGAAUACCUGGAGCAGGUAAGACCAACAUGGCAUCUAUUGUUAUAGAUGAAUUGGAUCGCCGCCAUGGAAGCGAUCCUAGUGUUGGAAUUGCCUACGUUUUCUGCACCUUUCGCUAUUGUGAUCAUCAUCGUCAGUCCCCCGACAAUAUACUAGCAAGCAUGAUUCGACAGUUGAUAUGGAGACUUCCACUACUUCCAUCAACGGUUCAAAUGUUAUAUGAAAAGCACAGAAAAAAUGGCUCCAGGCCUUCAUUCAAUGACCUUUCCAAAGUUUUCAAAGAUGUCGUGCAAACCGCUUCAAAACAAGUGUUUAUCGUGAUUGAUGCACUCGAUGAAUGCGAUCCUGCCAGAAUAUCUCGCGUUCUGAGUCAUAUUUCUGAGACCCAGGCAUUUGGGAACUUGAACUUGCUGUCAACUUCAAGGUCUGUCCCCGCGAUCGAAGCGAAAUUCCAAGGACAUCCAUUUUUAGAGAUACGUGCAACAAAAGUGGAUGUCAUGGCCUAUCUCAAAGCUCGGUUGGAAGAUUGCGAGGACUGUGCCUUGGUUAGAAGACCGGCUCUGCAAGAGAAGGCUUUGCUUGUCAUCUCAGACUCUGUCAAGGGAAUGUUUCUACUGGCGCAACUCUACCUGGAUUCAUUGAUUUCGGCCCCUAGAGCCAAAGAGAUAAUUUUUGAACUAGAGAGGUUGAUGACUAGAUCAAAUCAGACCGACCAAGGGAAAAUGGCUUUUGACAAUGCUUACCAAGACAUAGUGGAACGCAUCAACAAUCAGGAGCCCCGGCGCCAAAGAUUGGCCAAAGACACAUUAUCAUGGGUCAUCUGCGCCAGACGGCCACUUACUACCUUGGAGCUACGUACUGCUCUAACGAUAGAGCUGGGACAAAUGGAAAUGAACGAUGAAGAUCUGUAUGAUCUUGAAGACAUAAUCUCCUCGUGUGCAGGACUCAUCACCGUUGGGUCCGACGGAAGAAAGCAGGUGGUUCAAUUGGCCCAUUAUACGAUGCAAGAAUACUUCACAAGACAUCAAGAAUUGUUCCUCCCGGAAGCAGAUCAGACCAUCGCAACAGCCUGCCUUACCUACCUUUCAUACCACUCGUUUCGUCAAGGAAUGUGUCUGAAUGACACGGCAUUCGAAGCCCGUUUGAGUCAAUAUCCGCUUUACUCUUACGCCGCCCAACAUUGGGGCCACCAUGCCCGAGUGCAUUCGACCAUCGAUGAUCUCUUAUUGUGUUUUUUGAAUACAAAUAAAGUGGUGGAUGCGAGUGUUCAAGCUCUUUUCGCCUUGAAAGAUGACCACGGUUUUGGAGACUAUUGCUUGAUGAUUCCAUUCGGAUUUACCACAUUCUAUCUAGUUGCGUGGUUCGGAUUGGAGAAAGUAAUGCAGUUUCUUAUCGACAGGCGUGGGAUUUUGUGCAUCAGAGACUCUCUGAAACGAGAACCACUCACAUGGGCCGCUCUGAAUGGUCAUGUUUCCGUUGUUAAAAUGCUACUUGACCAUGGAGCUGCGCUACUUCAGCAUGACGAAGAUGGUCACACGCCAAUUUCUCUAGCAGCGUUGAACGGCCAUACUGAGGUCGUGGAACUUCUCUUGGAUUAUCAUGUCGACCCAAACCCCACGGAUAUUGGGAUCAAGAUUCCUUUGACAGAGGCAUCUUAUCGAGGACACCACGAGACUGUCAAACUUCUUCUGAAUAGAGGCGCACAUCCGGAACCAAAAAGCAAUUACGGCAGAACCCCUUUCCAGUGGGCUUGUUACAAUGGCACAAUUGAGAUAGUUCGGAUCUUACUCGAUCACUCCGCUGAUAUAGCGAGAGCUUCUGGUGUGCCCAGCGAUCAUUGCAUUGAUAUUAACCGGAAAAAUGAUCUAGGAAAUUCCGCUGUUUCCUAUGCGCUAGAUCAUGGCAAUCAUGAUAUCAUUCAACUUUUGAGCCAGAAAGGCAUGUUUCCACAACAAGAUUCUCAUAUUGACGGCUUAUUCUCCAGCGGGAGCCCUGAUUCUAUAGGAGGCAAAGACACUGCCACUCUACCACAGAUCGGACCCGCAAUUGGCUGGCCAUUCAUUGAAACACAGAGCGUCUCUACCAGCCAGCGCAAGAUUUCAUUGCAGAAUAAGGACGUGGCAGUGUCCAUACCCGGCUUGCAACAAAUCGACCAGUAG
Penicillium brevicompactum is the source of this 2733-nucleotide messenger RNA. RefSeq lists its product as uncharacterized. Lineage: Eukaryota; Fungi; Ascomycota; Eurotiomycetes; Eurotiales; Aspergillaceae. The transcript has 4 exons. Gene Ontology annotation, molecular function: protein binding. The record is from RefSeq and is a predicted model, not a curated record. The coding region runs from base 1 to 2733 and encodes 910 amino acids.